Molecule: messenger RNA, 1729 nt
Organism: Xiphophorus maculatus (southern platyfish)
Lineage: Eukaryota; Metazoa; Chordata; Actinopteri; Cyprinodontiformes; Poeciliidae
Product: erythroblast NAD(P)(+)--arginine ADP-ribosyltransferase-like
Exons: 3
Coding region: 152-946 (264 amino acids)
Molecular function (GO): NAD+ poly-ADP-ribosyltransferase activity; NAD+-protein-arginine ADP-ribosyltransferase activity
Source: RefSeq, a predicted model, not a curated record
CUUUUGAAUUUUGUACUUUUUCUUAUUUUUGAUCACUUUUUAACAUUCUUUUUUAAGCUUUAAUUUGUGUUUUGGCAAAAACACAUUUUUUUCAGGGGUCCUUCAUCCAUACAGAAGCAUUUUCUACAUCUCAGUUGUCUGCUGACACAAGAUGGCAAUGCUAGCAGUUUCGACAGUGGUGCUGCUAUCAUUCGGAUGUUGCAUUGGAGCUCCGGCACCACAAAAGAAGGUUAGGAUUUGCUCAUUCCCACUGGAUUUAGCUCCAAACUCUGUUGACGACAUGUACAACGGCUGCGAAAAUCAGAUGGAAAGAAAAGUGGCCAGUUUGCUAAAUACGGAGAAAAGGGGUGAAUUUAGAGAUGCUUGGCGUGUAGCACAAAAAUACUACAACAAUAAAUGGGCAACCACCAGCUCAAGGCUGAAGAAAGAACAAAUCAUGGCUAUUCAUGCUUACACCCUGGCAAAUCCACCACUAUACGUUGAGUUCAAUAAGGCAGUCCGAACACAAAAAUCUGGGUACACGACCAAAUUUCAAUAUCAUGCACUACACUUCUACCUCACCAUGGCCCUACGCUCCCUUAAGCGCAAUGCACCACAGUGUGUCACCACUUAUCGGAGAACCAACUGCAUAUUUGAAACAGAGAUCAACAGAGAGAUUCGCUUUGGUGGCUUUACCUCCAGCUCAGAAGGUGGUUAUCCUUCUCCUCAUUUUGGCGACCAAUCAUGUUUUGAGAUUACCACCUGCUUUGGAGCACGCAUCUCAAAGUUCUCUAUGUUUGAAUGGGAAAACGAGGUCCUGAUCCCUCCGUAUGAGGUUUUUAAGGUAACAGACAUACAGAAAAGAUCUGGGAAGAAUUUCCUUCCAUGCCAGGUUGUCUACAAACUGAAGAGCACAAACAACCCACGUUCCAGUUUAAACUGUGCUCUCACCAAGUCAGGUUUGUGAUGAAAUGUCCCAAUGAAUACAAGCAGCACUGUGCCCAAUUUUAGUUUUUCACACUUAUGUCUGAUAUGAUAACAAAUGACUAUUGUUUCAAACAUAAAAGUAAAUACUCACCUUUACAGGACUUUUUAUGUAAAACUUUAAAUUAGGAAACAGUUUUCAGUGUAAAACUAAUUUUAUACAAGGGACAUAAAAUAUUUGAAGAGCACAUUCAUUUAUGUUACAAUCAUAAACUUCCCACUUCUUUCAGUUUAGAUAUGAAAAGGAAUACACAAAAUACACAGUCAGCCUAGAUUUCACUGCAUUUUCAGAGGAACAUGUUUUAUGCACUAGCACCAUCUGCUGGUAAUAAAAAAAAAGUAUAUAUUUUUUUAAGGUCAAUGAAAAUGAUUUACCAGCCCAGCAGAGAGAAUGCAGAUACACAUGUCUGCAUUCUUAUUUUUUAUAGAUGUGUCUGUUUCAUUUCCUUUGCAGGUUCAUGCAUACAAACAGUGUUUUAACACAGCGCAUCAAGCAGGAGCACUUGAUAGAUCAGAUCAAGUGGGUGAAAACCACAGAGCAAGCAGGUUUCCGCUUAUGUGUACUUCUAUGCAUCGAGUUUUAUUUUCUGUUUCUAAAAGGGGCUGAAUAUUUCCCCUUUGGUAUGUCAUUUCCUAUACGUGCGUGUGUAAAGACAGGAUGUGACUAACUGUGAGGCAUAUUAAGGUUUAUGUACAACUUCAUUUUGGGGCUCUGCUUCUCUGACUCCCAGAGUCAGACGCUUUAAAUAAAACAUUUAAAGACAAA